Molecule: messenger RNA, 4007 nt
Organism: Neolamprologus brichardi
Lineage: Eukaryota; Metazoa; Chordata; Actinopteri; Cichliformes; Cichlidae
Gene: pik3r6
Product: phosphoinositide-3-kinase regulatory subunit 6
Biological process (GO): positive regulation of MAP kinase activity; G protein-coupled receptor signaling pathway
Cellular component (GO): phosphatidylinositol 3-kinase complex, class IB
Molecular function (GO): 1-phosphatidylinositol-3-kinase regulator activity
Source: RefSeq, a predicted model, not a curated record
AGAUGACUGGAGUGAAGCGACAGAGACGCAGAAAUAGUACAGUAAUUUAAGAAGAGCGAAUGAAGCUUCCUGCAUUAGCUCAACUUUAGCUGAUGGACACAUGAUGUGUGUGAGACCUGACCAACAUGGCCCUAUGGGAUAGCUCAAACAACAUGUGUAGUAUGGAGUCUACAGCUGACGGCUCCCCUACAGUUCCAGAGCCAGAGCUCUACCGGAGCAUCCAGGCUGUGCUGCCCAGAGAAACAGACCAGCUGCACCAAUCUGACUGUUUCAACAAAGGGAUGCUGAGAUGGACGCUUCAUAAGAAGGUUCAAAAGAAUCCUGCAAGUAGCUUGUCUCUGGUGUGGUUACUGAUAAAGGAGCUGGAAAAGGCAGAGAGAUGGGACUCUCGCAAAUGCAUCAUCCCAUUGCUCCACACACUGAUGUAUGCCAUUUACCAGACAGCAUAUAUUCCAGAUGAACUCUACAAGCGGGUUUACGACUUCUGUAAGAGGCUGCUGACGUUUCCUCACCCCUAUUGCACUGUGGGCCUUAGCUACACAAGACAGAUAAAAACUGAACGCUUCAUUCCAGGUCUAAUGUACCAGAGGAUGGUCAUAGCUGAGCAGAGAUUAAAAACCGUGCACUAUCCCUUCCAAGAGAGGGUUUUUGUUUUAGCUGAACCAGAGGUCUUCUCUGAGUCCUUGGUAACAGUUGUGUCGGGGGAUUUUGAGGUAUCAGCUACAUCUUCAGGUCAAUUUCUAAAUCCUCUAGAUCACAUGCGCAGUGUGGUACAACACUCUAUACAGGCUGCUUUAGGAGAUGAGCAGUGCCAUGGGCCAAAACUCGCUCAAGCCCUCAAGGACAUGGGGCAAGAAGUUGAGCCAUAUUUUCAGGAAGUGUUGGCGUCGCUAGAGCAGAGCUUGGAGGAGGGCGUCAGAGGGGAGGGGGGAGUGCUGAGGAGCCGUCUUCUCCAGCUGUACAACGAGAUUCUUGCCAAUGCAGACUCAGAACCAUUGUCUGGUGGACCACUAUGUGACUGCCCUCUUCCUAACCCAGAGAUGAGCUUCCACCUGUGGACAGCGGAUCUGGAUAUUUGGCGAGAGCUGGCCAAGUGGCUUCGAUCCAGUUCCAUGUCAGAACAGUUCUCCAUCAUUGAAGAGCAGGAGGACCCCGAGUUGGGUGAAUCGCCCAUUGACAUGAUGCCAUGUGACAUGACGCGCUUUUCCAUUAUGUCCAACGACAGCGGUAUUGAAAGGGACCUGCCGCCCAGCACUGAGCCGUCCCAACUGCCAUCUUUGGAUGCCGUCAACAUGACUGGACCAUGGGAACAAUCCAAAAAUGAGCAAGACUCAAUAAAACUGUUGAGGCGUGGAGGCAUCAAAAUGAAACCAAGCAUAAAAGACAGUAUGGUGCUGAUACAGGAAAAUAUGGAGGACCAGGCAAGCCUCACAGGAGCAGGAGGAAGUGGAGGGAAGGGAGGAAGAAGAGGGAUGACUUUGCAGAGAAGAGCAGGAAGCAGUGUGAUGCACAACCCCUUCUCCAAGCAGCAGAGACAACUUACUGCCAGGAUAGUCAUCAUGGGGACUGAUAGGGUGCUGGGCCGCCUAGCUAAAGCCUAUUACUUCUUCAGAAAAAGGGAAGCACGAAGGCUUUUUCUCACAAUGAAAGUCGACCUCCAGUUUUACUACAUCCCUGUUUGCAGUCCCAGGAGUCCCAGCUCCCCAGUCAAAGAAAACCACCAACAAUCCAAGGGGGAUUCCUGCACUCUUGGUUCCUAUUUGAGCAACGUUGACCCAUGGUACAACUGCAACAUCAAGAGCUUGGGUAGAAUGAUUCCCAACCUGGCUAAAAUGCAACAAGCAAGCAACGAGAGGCAAAAAGAGCCCUUCAUCUCUGAUAUAAUUUCCUAUUAUGUCCGUACUGGUCAGCAGCCGGUCUACUUCGCUAUCUACUUUGUUAAGAUCUCAUUCAACAUCAUGACGAAGGAGCCAGUGGAGGAAGUGUUUCUUACCCAUCUGGACAUGGAUUUCCCUGAAUUCAGGCAUAUCGCUGCGUCAGUUAGAGGAGAUAAACACAGGAAGAGCUCGGGGGAGGUAUGCGGAGCUAUGGUCUCAAUGAAUUACAGAAAGGUGACAUUAAGUGGCCGUGACAUCGAUGAAGGGAUUUCGGUCAGGAUGACGGGUGCUCGGAUCAAUGCCAUUCCUUCCAAUGAAGCAGAAGAUCUAAACUGUCUGACACUGAUGAUGAACGAAACCUCCGUAAAGACGAAAAACAACACUGUGGAGCCGCCAAAGUUUCGAACCAGCAACAUUAAAAUUCGCACUUUGGAGAGACGUUCUUUCACUGUUACACUGGACGGAGAUGAUUCCAGGACCUACAGAAAUGUGCAGAGCAUCGAGGUCUUGCCCUGUGUGGAUCCAGGAUACUGCGUCCAGAAAACAAUGAGGUCUAAAUACAAGUUGGAAGAGGAUAAAGAUGCUGGACUGAGCAAGUACAUGAACAAAGGACUUCCUCUGCCAAUUAAUACAUUUGCUGGCAUCAUCAACUGAUGUGAUGAAGUGACCCCACAGAGACACUUUUAGUAGUUGUGGCAGUGGCAAUGACCUUUCUCUCUUUUAAACAUCUAAUCCUGCGAAUGAAUAGAAAUCACCUCUGAGUCAUGAUGAGCUGCUUCCGAAACUAGAGUUUACUCCGUCAAUCUGAAAUGACUGGCACAUUGACUGGCAGUACUAGUGUCAACUUUUGCAGUUAAUGAAAUAACCUGUAGGCUGCUUUUAUAGUCACAGGACAACAUUUGUUUUUACUGCAGGUUAUGAUUAAACCUGAUGGUGUUCAUUCCUUUUGAAUAUCCUGCUGUGCCAGCUGGAAUAAUUCCAGAGUACAAUGUUGUCUCUGACAGUGGAGAGAUCAGCAACAAGCAAAAGCACAUAGCUGAUGAGUAUUUGGAUCAACAGUCAUGUGGCAUAAUAAAAACUCGGCAAUCUGGAAAUUUGGCUUCAAAAAGCUAUCACUUAGUGGAGCAGAUUUGAUUUUGUAACAGUUGCUCUACUUCAUAGACACUACCGUUUACUGCUUCUUUGACACACACACACAAACACACACACACAGUAUACACACAAGAAUGCUGACAAACAUGACCUGUCACCUACUGAAAUAUUCAAAUAAUUGAAAAGCUGGUACGAUGACAGCUGUCGCUCCCUCUUGCUUUUGUCCUGACACAAUCUUUCAAAUACCUUUUUAUCCAUAUACGUGUUACAUAAUGUAAGCUGUUUAUAGGGUGCUACUGUUUACUGUAGUUUUUGGUUUAGUGUUUGGGAACUUUUUAGAAUUCUAGACUCACACUGUAAAAACUAAAAGAAUGUCAGAUAUUACUACAAAAAAAACAGCACGCGCAGCUACUGUCUACCAAACAGAAGUGACAGAUUACAGUUUGCCUUCCUUGUAAUGUAUGUGACAAACAGCUAAACAGUGGUCAGUAAAUGUCUCCAGUCUACUGAAGUGUGAAAAUUACCCCUAAGCCCAAUCCACGUACUGCACUGUGUUAGAUGAAGUAGAUAAGUUGCACUAAAACUGCAUAAUUGUUGGUCAAUUUAUUUUAGGAAAAACUUUGUGUGAGAUGUACAACAUGUUACUAUGUAAUUGUAAUUACUGUAUAUGUCAUAAUUGUAGAAACAUCCGUGUGACAUACAGUCAUCAUAUGAUAUGCUCUGAGUUCUAGAUGUAUGGAUGUUUGAGAUCUGACACUUCAGAUGUUGAUGCAAAAAGAUUGUGUGGCUAUAGGUGUGAGUCUGGGGGGCAAAGGUCUCAAACUCAGGAAAUGGAAAUGAUGCGUUACUAGGUAUGUGGCAAAAAAAAAAAUCAAGUGUGUGUAUGUGUGUCAAAUAGCAUUGCUGGGUAAAAUCACAAGUUUGAAAAUCAUGAUAUAUUUUGCACAUUAUUUUCUUAUAUAUCAUAUAUUAAGUAUGGUUCCAAAUGUAAUUGUGUAAAUAACUGCGAUUGUGUAAAAUAAAUUUAGUUUUUUUUAA